Messenger RNA from Desarmillaria tabescens, 543 nucleotides. RefSeq lists its product as uncharacterized. The record is from RefSeq and is a predicted model, not a curated record. The transcript is spliced from 2 exons. Bases 1 to 543 code for a protein of 180 amino acids. Lineage: Eukaryota; Fungi; Basidiomycota; Agaricomycetes; Agaricales; Physalacriaceae.
AUGCUGCCCGAGGAACCUGGGCCAUCAAGCUCGCUCCUAUUAUUUCAUCAAUUCAUUGGAUGUUCUGGGAGUCAGCUGCAGACUCUUGAGAUCCGCAUAACUGAGGACUCCAUGGAACCAGAUCAACUGUUCUCAUACCUUCCCCAGCUUCGCAAAUUAGGUCUCUUCUUUCUGGAAGACAAUGACAAGGAUCCGUCAAGGUUUUUCAAGUGCCUCAGUGAUACAGGUGCAGUGCUCCCCAGUUUGUCUGACCUUGGACUGCAUGUAGGCAAGAUAUUCAUGUGGGAUGAGUCUUUGGUUGAGAUUAUCGAUAAGCGAUGGCGAGAUUCAGGGCUGUCUCGGGUUUGCAUUCAGUGUGAUGAAGCUUGUGUAGGGGAGAACGGUGACCAGGCUGCUCAAACCUUGUCAUGCAUUGAUCAUCUGAAAUCGUUGAAAGCAGAAGGAUUGGAUAUCUCCAUCUUGGUUAAAGGAAGUAAUGAGAUUUGGUAUGACCUACUCGAGGACGAUGCUCAUAAUAAUGUUCUAUAUUCCACUGUCUAUUGA